Panicum virgatum (switchgrass) is the source of this 1167-nucleotide messenger RNA. Its product is annotated as periplasmic beta-glucosidase-like. Lineage: Eukaryota; Viridiplantae; Streptophyta; Magnoliopsida; Poales; Poaceae. The coding region runs from base 1 to 912 and encodes 303 amino acids. The transcript is spliced from 2 exons. Gene Ontology annotation, biological process: glucan catabolic process. The record is from RefSeq and is a predicted model, not a curated record. Gene Ontology annotation, molecular function: beta-glucosidase activity.
AUGGUCCCACCACAUGAUAACUCAGGAGCUGCAGGGCAUAAGAGCAAAUGCCGGAUCGACGACGCCGUCCGCCGGAUCCUCCGUGUCAAGUUCACCAUGGGCCUCUUCGAGAACCCCUACGCCGACCCUAGCCUCGCCGGCGAGCUCGGCAAGCAGGAGCACCGCGACCUUGCACGAGAAGCCGUGCGCAAGUCCCUCGUCCUGGUCAAGAACGGCAAGCCCAGGGACAAGCCGCUCCUGCCGUUGCCCAAGAAGGCCCACGGCAGCGUCCUCGUCGCCGGCAGCCACGCCGACGACCUCGGCAGCCAGUGCGGCGGCUGGACCAUCACCUGGCAGGGCCUCACGGGGAACAACCUCACCGCCGGGACCGCCAUCCUCGACGGCAUCAACCGCGCCGUCGACCCCGGCACUGAUGUCGUCUACUCAGAGAACCCUGACGCCGGCUUCAUCCAGCAGAACAAGGCCCGGUUCGACUAUGCCAUCGUCGUCGUCGGCGAGCCACCGUACGCCGAGCAGUUCGGCGACAACCUGAACCUGACCAUCCCGGAGCCCGGCCCGGCCAUCAUCCAGAACGUGUGCGGCAGUGGCAUCAGGUGCGUCGUGGUGCUCGUCUCCGGGCGGCCGCUGGUGGUGGAGCCGUACAUCGACGCCAUGGACGCGCUGGUGGCGGCGUGGCUGCCGGGGACGGAGGGGCAGGGCGUCGCCGACGUGCUGUUCGGCGACUACGGGUUCACCGGGAAGCUGUCGCGGACGUGGUUCCGGUCGGUGGAGCAGCUGCCGAUGAACGUCGGCGACGCGCACUACGAUCCAUUGUUCCCGUUUGGGUUCGGGCUCGAGACAGCCGUCGUCAUAUUAGGGUGUUUGGAUUCACGGUAUCUCAUUGGAAGUUUUGGAAAGUUAGUUCAAUUUUGAGCUAAAUUCUUAGACUUUUCGGUGAAAAAUCGUCAAUCCAAACAGACUCCCCUAGGUAAUGACAGAUGAGAGAAGACUCCCUGCUGGUCAAUUGAUUCCGGAAUAUUAUGUCAUUUCAUUUUUCCAUAGCUAGUCCGUGUCUAGUUGAUCUAUGUAGUAGUGUCUCUGAACUCUGAAGACAAUAAUAAGCUCCCGAAUGAUUAAGCGAUCUCUCUUCAGCGACAUGAUUGUUGAAGGACUGGACAGACGACCAGA